Molecule: messenger RNA, 834 nt
Organism: Lindgomyces ingoldianus
Lineage: Eukaryota; Fungi; Ascomycota; Dothideomycetes; Pleosporales; Lindgomycetaceae
Exons: 10
Coding region: 1-834 (277 amino acids)
Source: RefSeq, a predicted model, not a curated record
AUGUUUGAGAAAAUGAUCGUUCAAUCUUGUACCCCUCGAUCUAAAAGUCAAGCUAUGUGGGCUGCGGCAUUUAAAUUACAUUGCCAUCUAUCGAGGAGAUGGAUGGAGUUCUCGAGAGGCAUGGUGCAAGCCCAACCAAAACUCCUUGAUAUAGUUGAGCAUACACUUUCAUAUAGACUAGAACUUCCACUUCGUAAAACGAACGCAGAUAUACUGCAGCAGAUUUCGCGGCUUAUUCAUAUCUUGAGGCCUGUGUUAGAGAUCAGUUCGUGUAUGCAAAGGACCUUUGAAGUACAAGAGUCGCUCUUUCCUAUCUGGCUUGCAUGCUGGUAUCAUUCCAUUGCGCUUGGCUUAGGGCUACCUAGCCGCGGGCGCCGCGGGAACCGGGAAACUUGGAAUACUGGGAAUCCGAUAGCAUCACUCUUGGGUCCACUUGCUAUUAUUGCUAUUACGCCAGGGAUGGAUCUAUCGAAGCGACUUGUGCUUCCUCUGCCACUUAGAAUGGUUUCGAACUUCGAUAAAUCGCAUACUUGCAAGAAGGGGCUAUCUCCUUCUGGUUUGUCUCUAUACCCGCGUAUGAAUGAAAAAGUGUCUUCGUUUUGUCGUCUCUGCAUGGGUAAUUCUAUUGCAUUCCUGCGAAGAGAUUCACACGGUCAAGUGCUGACUUGUCACUACGAAGAGAUUAUGAGCAAACUUUUCGGGAUGGUUUAUGGCAGGUACGGCAUCCUCUUUCUAAAGGCUCUGGCCAACAUCCCUGGGACCUACCACUAUCGAAGUUCGUUGAGUGAACUAACAAAUUCACAGUUCAGUUUCAUUAUACAAUCAUGCUACUAG